GCGGGACCUGAGCCGAGCCGAGUUGAGCCGAACCGAGCGGAGGCUCAGGAUCCGGGUGGAAGGCACCCCAGACUUGUGGGUGACGUCCCCGUGGGUUUCGCGCAGUGACAGAUCGCGUCCUUUUCCCAACCGCCCGGCGGGCACCCCCGCCCUCGACUCCGCGCCCCAUAGUCGGUCGCCACGCUUCUUUAGCGCCUAGUUGUUUAUUUCUCGCAGCCCGACUCAACCUCCUCCGCCCCGGAAGUGAUGUCAUCGUGCCGCAAACGCGGCGGCCAGGGCGUCGCCAUCUUUUCGAAGGGUGUUGCCCCCGCAGGGUCACACUAUUCCCGACGCUGUUUGCGCCAUGUUGCUUCUGGGCGGAAGUAGCUCUGCUAGCGCUUAGUCUCUUUAAAGGAACCGCAGCCUCUGCUGCCUUGUGGCUCCCCAAGGGAUUUGAGAACUGUGUGGGGAACUCAAGUCCCUGGCUUGGAGCCAUUUUCUGGCCCAGGCUGUCUGUCCUUCUCCUCUGCCCCUGGAGGGGCAGUCUGCAGUGCUGGUGGAUCUGAGAGGCAUGUUGAGGAGGGCAGCAGCCAUCUCAGUGCACCUGGUGGGGCCGUUCUGGGGAAGGAAGGCAGGAGCCUCACUCACCCGGUGUUUGCACCAGACUCUCACCAUGGCCAAACAGCUGCCAGCCAGAAGACUGGAUGGAAUCGACCACAACCCCUGGGUGGAGUUUAUCAAACUGUCCAAUGAGUAUGACGUCGUGAACUUGGGUCAGGGUUUCCCUGACUUCUCACCUCCAGACUUUGCGGUGAAAGCCUUCCAACAAGCCACCAGCGGGGACUUCAUGCUCAACCAGUACACCAUGGCCUUUGGUUAUCCACCACUGACAAAACUUCUGGCAAGUUUCUUUGGCAAGCUUCUGGGACAGGAGUUGGACCCCUUCAAGAAUGUGCUGGUGACAGUGGGCGCAUAUGGGGCCCUGUUCACAGCCUUCCAGGCCCUGGUGGACAAAGGAGAUGAGGUCAUCAUCAUCGAACCUGCUUUUGACUGUUAUGAACCCAUGACGCUGAUGGCUGGGGGUCGCCCUGUGUUUGUGUCCCUGAAGCCGAACCCUGCUCCUAAGGGGCAACUGGACACUAGCAGUGACUGGCAGCUUGACCCCACAGAACUGGCCAGCAAGUUCACAUCUCGCACCAAGGCCUUGGUCCUCAACACACCCAACAACCCCCUGGGAAAGGUGUUCUCCAAGGCAGAGUUGGAGCUGGUGGCUGGCCUGUGCCAGCAGCAUGACACCGUGUGCAUCGCUGAUGAGGUCUACCAGUGGCUGGUCUACGACGGGCAUCAGCACGUCAGCAUUGCCAGCCUCCCUGGUAUGUGGGGACGAACCCUGACCAUCGGCAGCGCAGGCAAAAGCUUUAGUGCCACGGGCUGGAAGGUGGGCUGGGUCCUGGGUCCGGAUAACAUCAUGAAGCACCUGAGGACUGUGCACCAAAACUCUGUCUUCCAUUGUCCCACCCAGGCCCAGGCUGCGGUAGCGCAGUGCUUUGAGCAGGAGCAGCAACACUUCGGCCAGCCCAGCAGCUACUUCCUGCAGUUUCCACAGGCCAUGCAGCUCAACCGAGACCACAUGAUCCACAGCCUGCAGUCGGUGGGCCUCAAGCCCUUGACCCCCCAGGGCAGCUACUUCCUCAUUGUAGAUAUCUCAGACUUCAAGAGCACAAUGCCCAGCCUGCCUGGUGCUGUGGAUGAGCCCUAUGACAGGCGCUUUGCCAAGUGGAUGAUCAAGAAUAAGGGCCUGGUAGCCAUCCCAGUCUCCAUCUUCUUCAGUCGACCCCAUCAGAAGGAUUUUGACCACUACCUCCGCUUCUGUUUUGUGAAGGAUGAGGCCACGCUCCAAGCCAUGGACGAGAGGCUGCAGAAGUGGAAAGCAGAGCUCCAGCCCUGAGGGCCCCCUCAGCCUGCCCCUCUCCAGUCCUGCACAUCAAAGACUCAUCCAUGCCUUGUCACCAGGAUGGCACUGGGGUGGACCCUGCUCUGUGACUUAGUGUACUCCCAGCGAAGAGCCCAAUGUUUGAGAGUUUCAGCAAUCCUUUCCCACAGUGUCUGGACUCCUGUCUUCAGGCCUCCCUGUCCUCUAUAGAUCAGUGUAGGGUCUUGGACCUUCUUGGCUUUUCUGACUACCUGGGUCAGUAAGGGGCAGAGUAUCAGGCUGGAGUCCAGUCCCAUCCCCACCUUGGGCCUCAGAGACUCUGGGGUGGACCUUGGGACAUUGCUUCCAACUGAUUCCUUUUGCUCCUAAUAAAGUUUUAAGUUAUUAGAACUCUGAA
This is a messenger RNA of Nannospalax galili (Upper Galilee mountains blind mole rat), 2309 nucleotides long. It is a transcript of the gene Kyat1, whose product is annotated as kynurenine aminotransferase 1. NCBI's taxonomy places the organism in Eukaryota, Metazoa, Chordata, Mammalia, Rodentia, Spalacidae. The transcript is spliced from 14 exons. Gene Ontology annotation, cellular component: mitochondrion; cytoplasm. Bases 551 to 1927 code for a protein of 458 amino acids. Gene Ontology annotation, molecular function: pyridoxal phosphate binding; L-kynurenine:2-oxoglutarate transaminase activity. Gene Ontology annotation, biological process: biosynthetic process. The record is from RefSeq and is a predicted model, not a curated record.